AUGGGGGCCCAACCAACACGCCACAGUAGCCUAGAUGAGAUCGAAGACCUGUCACAACUUCAGCCUAAUGCAAAUGGAAAUAGCCAAGGCGAGGAUCCUCAGCCUCCCGAGACGGAGAGCUAUGAGCUCAUGCGGGACCUCAGCAAGUACAUCCUGCUGCUGGCAACGCUGGUGGCCACGGUGACAUACGCCGCGGGGUUCAACCCGCCGGGGGGCGUCUGGCAGGAGACCGUCGCCGCCUCGGACCAACUCGCCGGCGACUCCAUUAUCCGGACCACCAGCUACGGCCGGUACCUGGUCUUCUUCUACUGCAACGCCACCGCGUUUGCCUCGUCGCUCGUGAUCAUCGUCCUCGUCCUCUUCCUCACGCUCCUAAAGAAGCAGCUGCUCCAACUCAAGCCGCUGCAGGCAGUCAUGGUGGUGGACCUGCUGAGCGUCAUGGGGGCCUACGCCGCCGGGACCUGCCGGGACAAGACCACCACCAUCUACUCCUCGGUGCUGGUGGUUGUCGUCAUCGCCUACCUCACUUACCAGAUGGUGAUGGCCUGGCGGUUGCCAGAUAAUGAGAACAGGAACAACGACGCACGGGCAGCAGUGGACAAGAAACGGCUCCGAAAGGUCCUGAUGCUGCUCGCGACGUUCGCGGUGAGCGUGACGUACGUCGCCGGGAUGAGCACGCCGGGCGGCUUCUGGGACAACACCGAGAACGGUCACCGGCCAGGCGACGCCAUCCUCAAGGACAGCCACGACAAGCGCCUGACGGUGUUCUUGUGCUUCAACACCAUGGCAUUCGUCGCAUCGCUGCUCAUCAUCGUGGUGCUUCUGGACAGGAAGCCCCGGGAGAAUGAGGCCUACGGGUGCAUCGCCGUUGCGCUGAUCAGCCUCGUCGGGGCAUACACCGCCGGCAGCUGCAGGGAGACCGACACCACCAUCUAUGUCUCCAGCCUGGUUGGUGCCGUCCUGAUAUUCAUGGCAUUGCUCCAGGGUGUUGUUUAUUUGAAAGGAGAUGUGGCUGCUGCUGCUGGAGGUGCCGAACAAGACAGAAGAACAUCCUGCUUCAGGACCACGCUGACAAAUGUCCAGGCUAAGAUUGCAGGAUGGUUGCAAAGUCCGGCGGAGACUGGUCAGGGCAGGGACGCAGCGCAGCAGGCUCGCUCCCUUGUUCUAUUGCUAGCCACUCUUGCUGCAACCAUCACCUACCAAGCCGGCCUGGACCCUCCCGGCGGCGUCUGGCCGGAUAACAAGAACGGCCACAUGGCCGGUGACCCGAUCCUCCUCACUGUGAAUGCUGGGCGGUACAAGGCCUUCUACUACUGCAACUCCGUCGCCUUUGUAGCCUCCUUGGUGGCCAUCAUCCUGGUCCAAAGCAAGGUUAUGCUCGAGACCCACGUGCUCGAGGCAGCCAUGGUACUGGACUUGUUUGGCCUCAUCGGAGCAUAUGCCGCAGGAAGUUCUCGGGACUUGAGCACCUCCAUUUACGCCAUGGCCUUGGCGGGCGCUGUCCUAGUCUAUGUAGUGAUCCAUGUUGUCUUCUUCACACUGAACCACGGCGACCCCACCCCAGAGGAAAUUAAGUCUGUGGACAAGAGGCGCAAGCGGUUGCUCCUUUUUGCAGUAUUGGCAGCGACCAUCACUUACCAGGCUGGGCUGACACCUCCGGGCGGCGUCCGGCUCCAGGAUGAUGGGUCUAGCGGGCACCAGGCAGGGGACCCGGUCCUCUUCUACAACUUUCCCCGCCGCUACACAGCCUUUUUCUACUGCAAUUCGGUGAGCUUCAUGCUGUCCAUUGCCCUCAUCAUAUUGCUCGUGAACCCCCAUUUAUACAGGCCAGCCAUACGAAGCUAUGCACUUGCUGUUUGCACGGGGGCAGGCAUGUUUGGUCUGAUGGGGGCAUAUGCUGCCGGAAGCACCCAGCAUCUGAAAACAUCCAUCUACAUCUUUGUCUUGGGGGCUGUGGUCCUCUUCGUCAUAGCUGUACUGCUACUAGUGUUCUUGGAUAACAGAAAUGCAAACGUGACCAGUCAACCGAGGCCAGAGAAUGAUGAUGACGAAGAACGAAAGACAAAACAAGCCAAGCGCAAAUACCUGAUGCUGCUAGGAAUCCUUGUGGCGAGUGUCACCUACCAGGCCGGCCUAGAUCCGCCUGGCGGAGCUUGGCAGCACAGUGGGAGUGGGUACGAUGCAGGCAACCCGAUCAUGCAUGACAACCAGAGGCACCGUUACCUCGCCUUCUUCUACAGCAACUCCACGUCCUUCGUCGCAUCCAUUGUUGUUAUCAUCAUUUUGCUACUGGAGUGGAAGGACGGGAAGAGAUGGUCGCUCAAGGUCAUGAACACGACCAUUGUGCUGGAUUUGCUCGCUCUCCUAGUGGCCUACGCAGCAGGCUCCAGCAGGGGGUGGAAGACGUCUGUGUAUGUCGUCGCACUAGUUAUCGCCGUGCUGGCAUAUGUUGCAGUCCAUAUAGUUAUAGUCGUGGUUGGUAGGAGGACGAGGGCGAGGCCCUCGCUUGCCUAUGGUUGGAGAAGGGGGUGA
This is a messenger RNA of Triticum aestivum (bread wheat), 2532 nucleotides long. RefSeq lists its product as uncharacterized. Bases 1 to 2532 code for a protein of 843 amino acids. Gene Ontology annotation, cellular component: membrane. NCBI's taxonomy places the organism in Eukaryota, Viridiplantae, Streptophyta, Magnoliopsida, Poales, Poaceae. The record is from RefSeq and is a predicted model, not a curated record. The transcript has 3 exons.